AUGAUGGCUGGUCUCAGAAGAGCUCUUGCUCUGCUCGCCAUUGGCGGUGUGGUGCAGGCGUCGCCGUUCCCGGUAAACGGAACCAUUACUCAGCCUGCGACGCUGCCAACCACAGUACCAUCUACCACUACUGCAUCUGGAAACCUUACAUGCGGCACUAUUGAAGUCAGUGUACUCCAAGCUGUAGCCAUUUCAGUUUAUACAAGCCUUUCGACGGACCCGGCUUUGCAAUGUCAAUGCAUUGGGUCCGUAAACUCCUGGCUGCGUGCAACAGACGCUCCUACUCGGACACUUACUAGGACCAUUGGAACUGGUGUCACUACUUUUACAGAAAGUCUCAGCAGUACUACGACGGUGAUAACAACAGUUUUGGAUUUGACUUCAGUCAUUACAAAUUCGGAGAACAUUAUCGAGCCAGACACCAACCUCUGGUAUGGAUCUGCGACAUCUCCAUGUUGUUAUAGCUGCACAAUCCAAGCCUCUACUGUAGAAGUCUUCUACUUUACUGAUGCUACCGAGACACCUGCUAUCACAGCUUUUUCAUCUAAUGGAGUGUUAUACGAGUCUCCAUCCAUCUACAUUGGGUUUUCUUCCUUGUCAGCGUUCGACUACUGCGGCAUGGUCGGAUCAGCUUAUGCCAAUACAACCAUGGCCUUUGCCCCGACAGAAUUAUCAACUCUGAUCUUCACCCCAGUGGUUGGCACCUCACAAGUUGUGACUGUGGUAACAAGUGGUAUUACCAGCUUUAGUACACAGCCGGCGGCCACACUCUUCUCUCCCGACGGGUCUGCUGUGCUCAACACCAAAGAUCUGGAGAGAAACUGUUCGACAAUAUCGGGCUAUUCAUACAUUCCCGGAAACCCAUCUAAUGCUGGUUUCCUUCUUAGUUCAACUGACCCUUGUCAUCCCACGAUUGUCAUUCCCGACAGAGUCAGAAGCUUACAACCGGGCUGGGGCGCGUGUCUUAGUGAUGCCAUCGGAGGGUUUUAUGAUCCUCCUUCGGCACUGAGCCCCGUCUCUGUGCUCGUACCAACGUCUUCAACGCCUUCUCAAGCCUCGACAACUCCCAGUCCACCUAGAAGUACGACUCCCGCUCUGCCUUCUUCCACUCCUCCUCCCCCCCCUCCUCAGACAAGCUCGCCGCCGCCGCCUCCCCCUAAAUCAUCUUCCACGCCUCUACCACCGCCGCCUCCUCCGCCAAAAUCUUCAUCUUCUCCCCUUCCACCUCCUCCUCAGACAACACCCUCGUCUUCGCCUCCCCCUCCUCCUCCCCCUAAAUCAUCUUCAUCUCCUCCUCCUCCUCCUCCUGCCCAGUCUUCCUCAGUGCCUCCUCCGCCACCACCUCCCAAGUCAUCUUCAUCUCCUCUACCCCCUCCUCCUCCCCCUCAAUCAGCCUCGUCAGCUUCACCUCUUUCAUCCCCACCGGUGGCACCUCAUUCUUCGGCGCCAGCUUCGUCUGCACCCAACAACUCCCCGCCUUCACUUCCGGCAUCUGAUACAAGUUCUGAAGGGACCAACCCUCCCCCCGCAACUACGGCCGGUCGCGGCAGCAGUGGCCCUCAGCCUUCCAGUUCUCCAGCUUCCAAUCCUUCUUCUCCGGGUAGUAGCAACGAACAACCGCCGCCACCACCGACGGGAGACAAUAACAACGCUGGCGGUGGCAGCUCAGAAACCAACGGCAGCUCAGGAAGCGGUAGCCCGUCUCAGACCCAAGGCCAAACCGGGGGCGCCACCAACUCAUCACCAGCUCCGCAGCAUACUGGAAACGGGGGUCAGCCUCCCUCAUCGGUCAUCGUUGUCGGUUCAGCUACGUUUAGCGAGAAUUCCAAGUCGGAGUUCGUCUUUGGCUCUACGACUUUGACCCCCGGAGGAGCUCCCGUUACUUUAGGAGGAACUACUUUGUCACUGCCCACUCCUGAGUCUUCGGCCUCUGAAACUGGAACCGGAAGUGCAGGCGCAGAGAACAGUGCUGGUAAUGAGACUGGAGGCAAUGCCACGGGAACCGGCUCAGUGGCUGCUGGUGAGACCGCAUCUAGCGAAACUGCUGUGUCCGGCUCACACGAGACCUCAGCUGCCAGCUUUGGAAGCCCAGCCGGAGGAGAUGCUGGUUCAGCCAACACAGCGUCAACUGGGCUUCCGUCUACUUCGGCAACUACCGUGCCCAAGAGCGAAGCAGCACCUGGAUUGUUUUCGGCUGCGAUGAGAAAUGUCAAGGUAGUUGCCGUUGUUAUGCUUGUCGCACUUUGCUUGUAA
Molecule: messenger RNA, 2253 nt
Organism: Trichoderma gamsii
Lineage: Eukaryota; Fungi; Ascomycota; Sordariomycetes; Hypocreales; Hypocreaceae
Exons: 7
Coding region: 1-2253 (750 amino acids)
Source: RefSeq, a predicted model, not a curated record